Athene cunicularia (burrowing owl) is the source of this 1041-nucleotide messenger RNA. It is a transcript of the gene NRBP1, whose product is annotated as nuclear receptor binding protein 1. The record is from RefSeq and is a predicted model, not a curated record. Gene Ontology annotation, biological process: protein phosphorylation; intracellular signal transduction; endoplasmic reticulum to Golgi vesicle-mediated transport. Gene Ontology annotation, cellular component: endomembrane system; cytoplasm. NCBI's taxonomy places the organism in Eukaryota, Metazoa, Chordata, Aves, Strigiformes, Strigidae. The transcript is spliced from 12 exons. Gene Ontology annotation, molecular function: ATP binding; protein kinase activity. The coding region runs from base 1 to 1041 and encodes 346 amino acids.
AUGAGUCUGGAUUUGCUCACCAAGUCUCUGUUAGCUUUUACCUCAAGGGGAGAAUUGGAUCAGCUGAAGGUGAAGCGGUUCUGGGUGAAUCAGCGCAACGUCCCAGGGAUCGACAGUGCCUACCUGGCCAUGGAUACAGAGGAAGGUGUGGAAGUGGUUUGGAAUGAGGUUCAGUUUUCUGAGCGGAAGAACUUUAAGCUUCAGGAAGAAAAAGUUAAAGCGGUGUUUGACAACUUAAUUCAGCUGGAACAUCUGAACAUUGUGAAGUUUCACAAAUACUGGGCUGAUGUGAAGGAGAAUAAGGCCAGGGUGAUCUUCAUCACUGAAUAUAUGUCUUCAGGGAGCUUGAAACAGUUCCUGAAGAAGACAAAGAAAAACCACAAAACGAUGAAUGAAAAGGCCUGGAAGCGGUGGUGUACCCAGAUCCUCUCUGCUCUCAGCUACCUCCACUCCUGUGAUCCCCCAAUCAUCCACGGUAACCUGACCUGCGACACCAUCUUCAUUCAGCACAACGGACUGAUCAAAAUUGGGUCAGUCUUUCAUAGGAUAUUUGCUAAUGUGGCACCGGACACGAUUAACAACCACGUGAAGACCUGUCGUGAGGAGCAGAAGAACCUGCACUUCUUCGCCCCGGAAUAUGGAGAAGUUGCCAACGUCACCACUGCUGUGGACAUCUACUCCUUCGGGAUGUGUGCACUGGAGAUGGCAGUGCUGGAGAUCCAGGGUAACGGGGAGUCGUCGUACGUGCCGCAGGAGGCCAUCAACAGUGCCAUCCAGCUGCUGGAGGACCCCCUGCAGAGGGAGUUCAUCCAGAAGUGUCUGGAGCAGGACCCCGGCCGGCGCCCCACCGCCCGGGAGCUGCUCUUUCACCAGGCCUUGUUCGAGGUGCCGUCGCUCAAGCUGCUGGCUGCUCACUGUAUCGUUGGACACCAGCAUAUGAUUCCUGAAAAUGCUUUAGAAGAAAUGACCAAAAACCUUGACAUGAACGCGGUGUUGGCAGAGAUCAAUCACGCGGACAGGGAAGGAGUCAAAAUGAUGUGA